Messenger RNA from Annulohypoxylon truncatum, 933 nucleotides. Its product is annotated as 40S ribosomal protein S13. Gene Ontology annotation, molecular function: structural constituent of ribosome; small ribosomal subunit rRNA binding. The record is from RefSeq and is a predicted model, not a curated record. Bases 269 to 724 code for a protein of 151 amino acids. The transcript has 4 exons. NCBI's taxonomy places the organism in Eukaryota, Fungi, Ascomycota, Sordariomycetes, Xylariales, Hypoxylaceae. Gene Ontology annotation, cellular component: nucleolus; ribosome; cytosolic small ribosomal subunit. Gene Ontology annotation, biological process: translation.
UGAGGAACAGAGAAAGAGUAAAAUUUAUUUGGGACCCGAAAGAUAAGGAAUCUUAGUAUCAUCGGCAAAACAUCGGCUUUUCUACAUGAUAGCAGGGUCUGUGCACAGGCCACCAAUUAGAGCCGAAGUUCGACACACAAAUCUACUAGUAAAUUUCUGAAGAAAUUAAUCCCAUUCAAAACUUCACGAAUUCAACAACUUUCCGACCUUUCGAUCAUUUCGACACAACUUCGACAACCACCACAAGUCGACACAUACAACCGUCAAAAUGGGUCGUCUUCACUCUAAUGGAAAGGGAAUUUCGGACUCCGCGCUUCCCUACUCGCGCGUUGCCCCCGCCUGGCUCAAGACCACUCCCGCUCAGGUCGAGGAGCAAAUCUGCAGACUCGCCCGAAAGGGUGCUACUCCCUCUCAGAUCGGUGUCGUUCUCCGUGACUCCCACGGAAUCGCCCAAGUCCGCAUCGUCACUGGUAACAAGAUCCUGCGAAUCCUGAAGUCAAAUGGCCUCGCUCCCGAGCUUCCUGAGGAUCUAUACAUGUUGAUCAAGAAGGCCGUCUCCGUCCGAAAGCACUUGGAGCGCAACCGCAAGGACAAGGACGCCAAGUUCCGCCUCAUUCUGAUCGAGUCGCGUAUCCACCGUCUCGCUCGCUACUACAAGACCGUCGGCGUCCUCCCCCCGACCUGGAAGUACGAGAGCGCCACCGCCAGCACCAUUGUCGCAUAAGCAUAAACCCUUGGAGGAUGUUUUGCAUGGAAUACCAGGUCUGGUCAUGGAGUUUGUGGAAACGGGAUUGCUUCUUUGGGCAGCCACAAAAGUGACGGAUGCUCGAUUCUUAUACCUAGUCGCAUCCGUGAGAUAGGCGAACAAUGAGCACUCACAUCAGUUGAUAUGAUUACGAAUUAAAAUUUGGGUCUUCGUGAAGAAUAGUAUUG